AUGGGCGAGCCAAGUGAACCUAUGGUAGAAAGAUUCCUCGGAGAUCAACAUGAUUGUCAACCUGCAACCGACCCGAGGCGGAAUCGAGAAUUGGGGGCUGCGUUCAAGGACAAAAACGUUGUAAUCGCCGGUGCUGGUCGUGGGAUUGGAAGAGCCACUGCCGAGUUCUUUGCGCACACGGCAGCCAAAUCACUGAGUCUGAUGGCGUUAGAGCUGCACGAGGUCGAUGAGACGGCCAGGAUAUGCAAGAAAAUCAACCCACAGCUUCUGACCAAAAUCGCCGCGUUCGAUGUCAAGGACUACGCCAAAGUGCAGCAAUUCAUCGACGAGGUCGACCGGGAAUUUGGGCGGGUUGACGUGCUAUUCGCCAACGCAGGCCGCCCGCCGCAAUGGCUGGCGACUUGGGAGUCGGAUCCCGGUGUGUGGUGGGACACCCUAGCGGUAUCGCUCCAAGGAGGCUUCAACUUCGCGCGGGCAGCUCUUCCAAUCAUGCGACGGGAGAAGAGCGGACGGAUAGUCUUCACGUCAAGUGCCGGCGCCCAUGUGAGCAACGGCAUGGGCAGUUAUGCCCUGGGUAAACUGGGCCUGGUGCGUUUGGCUGAGAUCCUCCACCACGAGAACAAAGACCACGGCAUCAAGGCAUUCGCGAUUCAUCCUGGCGCCAUACCGACUCGAUUCUUCACCGAUUUCAAGGAGGCAGCAGAGGGGAACAUCAAGGAAGGCAGCUAUGUGUCCGAGACCCUGCCGGGAGAAGAAAAGUCGGCGAAUAUCGCAGUCAAUUUCUUCAAGGAUGUGACAUGGGAUACACCACAGAUGCCGGCAGGUUAUGUGGUCUUGCUGUCCAGUGGACAAAUGGAUUUUAUGUCAGGAAGGUAUAUUGAUUGUUCCAGAAAGGUCGAGGCGUAUCUGGCAGACGAGGACAAAAUCAUGGCCAAAGACCUACAUCGGGUCAAGCUGGUGGUCGACUCGGACUGGUUUAUCCCUCCCGCCAAAGAAGAGCAGGAGUUUGGCGGUGCUUGA
Cladophialophora psammophila CBS 110553 is the source of this 1020-nucleotide messenger RNA. RefSeq lists its product as uncharacterized. NCBI's taxonomy places the organism in Eukaryota, Fungi, Ascomycota, Eurotiomycetes, Chaetothyriales, Herpotrichiellaceae. The transcript has a single exon. The record is from RefSeq and is a predicted model, not a curated record. Gene Ontology annotation, molecular function: oxidoreductase activity, acting on the CH-OH group of donors, NAD or NADP as acceptor. Bases 1 to 1020 code for a protein of 339 amino acids.